CCCUGCGGUCGCGUCCCCGCUGGUCCUGCCGACGUGGCGGGGCGGGACCCGGGGCUCCGGCGCGCACUCGGCCAGCCAAGCGAUAUUAAAAUGUCUGAUGAUGCUCAUGACACCAUAGACAAUGGAGGAGGAGAAGAUGCUGCUGAGAUGCCCAACUCCCCUGCUGAAGAUGCAGAAGUGCAGUGUGGUCCAGCUAUGACUUCAAAUGAGCCAGCACCAGCUGACCACACAGGAGAGCAAUCUGAGGUCUCAGCAGCUGCAUGUGCAGAGGUCACCCCUACAGGGCUUCUAGACCAGUCCAAGGCUAGUGAUGCUGAUGAGACGCCCCUCAAUGGAGAAGUAACUGAAGACACCCUGGUUGAGUGCAUUGAUUCUGUCAGCCUUGAGGGAGACACCGGAUCUGAAAUACCUCUGAAAGAACAGAACGAUGUGGCCGUGGACUCCUCACCACCGGCAGGAAGAUGGGCAGGCUGGGGGUCCUGGGGGAAGUCUCUGCUCUCAUCUGCAUCGGCCACAGUAGGUCACGGAUUAACAGCAGUCAAAGAAAAGGCAGGGGCAACCCUGCGAAUCCACAGUGUCAAUUCUGGAUCUCCCGAAGGGGCCCUAACUGAUGCCGAAAACAGAAUCUCGCAAAAUGUGACUCCAGAUCAGGACCCUGCCGGAGGCCCCCACACUCCUCCUCCACCAGGGACGGCAGGGUCGAGGGGUGUGCUGUCAGCCCUCACCAACGCAGUUCAAAACACAGGCAAAAGCGUCUUAACCGGAGGACUGGAUGCUUUAGAAUUCAUUGGCAAGAAAACCAUGAACGUCCUGGCAGAAAGCGACCCAGGGUUUAAGCGGACCAAGACACUGAUGGAGAGAACUGUUUCCUUGUCCCAGAUGUUGAGAGAGGCCAAGGAGAAGGAGAAGCAGCGGCUGGCGCAGCAGCUCACGGCGGAGAGGACUGCACACUAUGGGAUGCUGUUUGAUGAAUAUCAAGGUUUGUCACACCUGGAAGCCCUGGAGAUUCUGUCCAAUGAGAGCGAGAGCAAGGUUCAGUCAUUUUUAGCAUCACUGGAUGGAGAGAAGCUAGAACUCUUGAAAAAUGACCUAAUUUCUAUCAAAGACAUCUUUGUAGCCAAAGAAUCAGAGAAUGAGGAAAAUCCAGAGGAACAAGGCCUAGAAGAAAGCGGGGAAGAAUUUGCUAGGAUGCUUACAGAGCUCCUGUUUGAAUUACAUGUCGCCGCCACACCUGACAAACUCAAUAAGGCCAUGAAGAAAGCUCAUGACUGGGUUGAAGAGGAUCAAAGCGUGGUGUCAAUAGAUGUGGCCAAAGGGUCCGAGGAGGAAGAGAAGAAAGAAGGAAAGGAAGAGAAAGCUGAGGAAUCUGAAGAAGACAAGGCAGGGGGCAAAGGAGCUAAGACUGUAGAGGAGGUGUACAUGUUAUCCAUUGAAAGUCUGGCUGAGGUCACUGCACGCUGCAUCGAGCAACUCCAUAAAGUUGCAGAGUUAAUUCUCCAUGGACAAGAAGAGGAAAAACCAGCUCAAGACCAAGCAAAAGUUCUGAUAAGAUUAACCACGGCAAUGUGCAAUGAAGUAGCCUCCCUAUCGAAGAAAUUUACAAAUGUUUUAACCACUGUUGGGAGCAACAAGAAGGCUGAAGUCCUUAACCCCAUGAUCGAUAGCGUGCUUUUAGAGGGCUCCAAUAGCACCAUAUAUGUCCAGGACGCCCUCCAGCUGCUGCUCCCGGUACUGCAGGUCUCCCACAUCCACACCAGCUGUUCAAAAGCUACAGCCCAGCCAGAUUCCAGCUAGUUCAGUGGCGGGCUACAUCUCUUCACUACAUACCAUUUAAAGGCAACGGACUUCUACGUCACUGGCCAGACCACCCAUCUGAGGAUACUACAAGCAACUUUUGCACAGUUUUGAAAAUACAGAGAGUUAGCAUUUCUCUUAACAUAUACUCUUUUAUCAAUAAUUGUUUUCUUUAAGUUAACUUAAACGUGUACUUGUUAUAUUGAAGUUUUCCUUUAAUUUGCAGUUCAUUCACAAAUAUAUCUGUUUUCCUGGUCAACCAGACGAUAUUUAGAAAUCCAUAGGGAGACCCUAGAUUUUUGUUUGGCUUUGAAAUGUCUGCCUUUCUGUGCCCUAUUUUUUUCUAAAACGUGGACUUAAGUAAGUUCUUCUACUGAACUUCAUUUUGUUGCAUAAAUGUCGUAAACAAAAAUAACACUACUUAUUUGGUUUAAAAAGGGACAUAAAUAUCUUUUUUUAGUCAUUCAUUUUGUGACAAGAAUUAUUGAACAUCUACUAUGUGUUUACCGUAAAGGAAUAUAAUACCACUCCAAAAGAGAUGUGUUCUUCAAGAUGGCUUAUAAUAACCAUUAGCAUACUUUAAGAUACUACGUAAGAGGUCUCUAAAGCUUAAAGUGCUUGAAGAACCAAGUAAAUGGGUAGUUGUUUGAAAUGUGUAACCCUUCAAUGAAUUAUAAUUUUCAACCUCUUUUUUUUAAAGACCAGAUUACCUCUGGGGUAAAAAUAUGUUUGAAAGGGGGUAUAAAGGAGUAUUUAUUUUUGAGAUGGGAUCUCACUAUGUAGCCUUGGCCUGCCUGGAACACUCGAAGAUCUGCCUGCCUCGGCCUCCCAAGUACUAGGAUCAAAGGUGUGCACAACUACACCUGCCUGGCUUGAAGACAUAUUUUAGUUUAGGGUAUAUUACAAAGCUGAGGAGCAUGUCAAUAGAAAACUAAAGGCAUUUUAGCCAAGUAGAAAUCCCUGCAUUUCAAAAAUGCCCACUAACCCGAUCGGUCACAUGCACGGUGCUGGCAAAAGGUGGAAAGUUGUAAGUUGGCCAAGUGGGGUAUUGAUCCAAGGAGAUGCUUCGAAGGCCUUGCAGGCAGCAGUGGUACUGAUGCUGGGCUCUCCUGAGACACAGCAUCCUAACAGGCUGAGAGUCUCUGGCAGGCUUCUGUCUGAGACCAUCAAUGACGGUUCCUACCAGCGUGUCCAAAAUAGUCCCACCCAGAGGCUCAUCCCAGGGCAAAUGAUGCCUGUAGUCUGGAAAGGGAGAACGUCCUCCUUUGUGUUUGCUUUGUCCCUGUGGUAGAAGCAGCUGCCCCUGUCCGCUAUGGGCCACGUAGACAUUUGAAUCUCUCAGUAGCAUUUCUGUGUGUCUGUGUUUUGUUUUUCAGCUGUGUGUCUCCUGAAAUGACCAAAUAAAAACACAAGGACAAUUUAUUUGCAACCUAGAAAAAUAAAAUUCUCUUAAAAAAC
Molecule: messenger RNA, 3252 nt
Organism: Rattus rattus (black rat)
Lineage: Eukaryota; Metazoa; Chordata; Mammalia; Rodentia; Muridae
Gene: Fam114a1
Product: family with sequence similarity 114 member A1
Exons: 14
Coding region: 91-1794 (567 amino acids)
Source: RefSeq, a predicted model, not a curated record